UACUAUGUCCCCUGCUUCAGGCCCUGGACCUAGGUGGUUACUCUUUUCCUUUGGAAUGGGAUUGGUAUCAGGAACCAGAUGUCCACAUAACUGUCAGUGUCAAAUCCAAGAAGUGAGCUGCAGAGGAAAACAGUUAACGGCAUACCCCCCUGACAUACCCCUGAGCACGCGGAGGCUGUACCUGGACAAUAACAGGAUCACCUACUUGCCAGCCAUGAAUCUAGGUCUCCUCAGCGACCUUGUUUACUUGGACUGCCAGAACAACUUGAUUCGUGAGGUGAUGGAUUAUACCUUCAUCGGAGUCUUCAAACUCAUCUACCUUGACCUCAGCACCAACAACCUAACCUUUAUCUCCCCAUACAGUUUCUCUGUGCUCAGCAAGCUGGUGCAGCUCAACAUCUCCAACAACCCUCACCUGGCAUACCUUCACAAGUACACCUUCGCCAACACCAGCUCUUUAAGGUACCUGGACCUCAGAAACACCGGCUUGCAGAUCUUGGACCUGGAGGCGGUCCAUCACCUGGGAGCACUGAGGACUCUGUACCUGAGCGGAAACCCCUGGAACUGCAACUGCUCUUUCCUGGACUUCACCAUCUACUUAAUCGUGACUCAGCUGGACCACCCAGAUGACCAAAACGCCACGUGCUUCGAACCCGCAGAGCUGGCCGGGUGGCCCAUCACUCGGGUGGGAAACCCACUGCGAUACAUGUGCAUCACGCACCUGAACAACCAGGACUACAUCUUCGUGCUGCUCAUCGGCUUCUGCAUCUUCGCCGCAGGCACCGUGGCCGCCUGGAUCACCGGCAUGUGCGCUGUGCUCUAUGAAAACGCCCGCCGCAAGUCAGACGAGGACGAAGCAGAUGAUGAGAUUGGGCAACGGCUGGAAGUCAGCAGGCGGAUUUUUCUCAUUAAGGAUGAGCCGGACCACGACGGGUUCCCUCGGCUGAUUUAGCUGUCAGGGACCACUCUCUGCUGUGCCUUCCCAUACACUCCCCAUGUUUUCCUUGCCGCCGCCCCUCCCCAGCCCCUCAGGCUGUUUCACAGGU
Echinops telfairi (small Madagascar hedgehog) is the source of this 1046-nucleotide messenger RNA. It is a transcript of the gene LRRC52, whose product is annotated as leucine rich repeat containing 52. NCBI's taxonomy places the organism in Eukaryota, Metazoa, Chordata, Mammalia, Afrosoricida, Tenrecidae. Gene Ontology annotation, cellular component: extracellular matrix. Gene Ontology annotation, molecular function: protein binding. Bases 5 to 952 code for a protein of 315 amino acids. The record is from RefSeq and is a predicted model, not a curated record. The transcript has 2 exons.